AUGAUCUUUGUGUUACAGGUGAGAGGACUUCCUGCUUUCAUCGUCACCAUGUUAGUGGCUCCUCUCCUGCUGCUGCUCUUUCCGUUUCCCCCGUCGUCAGCAGCGCAGCUGCCAAAUGACGGCAAAGCCAAAGAACCCCCCGUAGCCACCAAUGGCCAGCCGUUCCCCUGGGACCGCAUGCGACUGCCCAAAACCAUCUCCCCGCUCCACUACGACCUGACCAUCCACCCCAACCUGACCACCCUCAGCUUCACCGGCAUCGUUCGCAUCGAGCUGGACGUGCAUGAGGACACCAGCAUGAUCGUCCUCCACGCCAAGGAGAUGCAGAUAUCCAGUGUGCGGCUCCUGGCGCCUGACGGUGCGAGGCCUCUUCAGGUGUUGGAGUGCCCUCAUUUCCAUCAGCUCGCCCUGCUGUCGGACACGGUGCUGACUAAAGGUGCGAAGUAUGAGGUGCAGCUGGGGUUCGCUGCCAACUUGUCUGACAGCUUCCACGGUUUCUACAAGAGCAGCUACCGCACCAGCAGUGGGGAAGUCCGGGUCCUGGCGUCCACGCAGUUCGAAGCAACCUUUGCCCGCGGAGCCUUCCCCUGUUUUGAUGAGCCCGCCUUCAAGGCCAACUUCACCAUACAGAUCACACGAGAGCCACGCCACAUAGCCGUAUCCAACAUGCCUAAGGUUAGAACAGUGGAGUUGCCCGGCGGCUUGCUUCAGGAUCACUUUGACACCACUGUGAAGAUGAGCACUUACCUGGUGGCCUACAUUGUGUCUGAUUUCCUGUCUGUGAGCAAGACCACCCAGCACGGCGUCAAGAUUUCAGUCUACGCUGUACCUGAGAAGAUCGACCAGACGUCCUUUGCACUGGAUGCCGCUGUCAAGCUGUUGGACUUCUAUGACGACUACUUCGAUAUUCCGUACCCGCUUCCUAAACAGGACCUGGCUGCUAUCCCUGACUUCCAGUCAGGUGCGAUGGAGAACUGGGGGCUGACCACCUACAGAGAGACAGGCCUCCUCUUCGACGCCGAAAAGUCCUCCGUUUCAGACAAGCUGGCCAUCACCAAGGUCAUCGCCCAUGAGCUCGCACACCAGUGGUUCGGGAACCUGGUGACGAUGGAGUGGUGGAAUGACCUGUGGCUCAACGAGGGUUUCGCCAAGUUCAUGGAGUUUAUUUCUCUCGACGCCACCUACCCAGAGCUGCAUGUGGAUGACUUCUUCUUGGGGAAAUGCUUUGAGGCUAUGGAGGUAGACUCCCUCAGCUCCUCCCACCCUAUCUCCACCCCCGUGGAGAACCCCAUGCAGAUCCAGGAGAUGUUCGACGAUGUGUCAUACGACAAGGGAGCAUGUAUUCUGAAUAUGCUGCGGGACUUCCUGACUCCAGAGGCCUUUGAGAUAGGCAUCAUCAAAUACCUCAAGCGCUACAGCUACCAAAACACCGUCAACAGCCACCUGUGGGAGAGCCUAACUAAUAUCUGCACCUCAGACGAUCUGGACGAAGGCCGAAUGAAACACAGACAAUUCUGCUCCAAACGCAACCUCCCCUCUGGAUCCUCUAAAUGGUACUCGGGUGAUGAGCUGGACGUCAGGGCCAUCAUGGACACCUGGACGCUGCAAGAGGGCUUCCCGCUGGUCACUGUGGCGGUCAGAGGUCGCGAGGUCAGGCUCAGUCAGGAGCGUUACCUGAAGACGGAUGACCCCUCCCUCACUGAAGGAUUCCUGUGGCAGAUCCCACUGACCUACAUGACCAGCGCCUCCAGCACCAUCCACCGCUUCCUGCUUAAAACGAAGACUGACGUCCUGUACCUGCCAGAGGAGGUGGACUGGGUGAAGUUCAAUGUGGACAUGAGCGGCUACUACAUGGUCCACUACGCAGGCGAGGGGUGGAGCUCCAUUAUCAGACUGCUGCAGCACAACCACACAGCCCUGACCAGCAACGAUCGCGCCAGCCUCAUCCACAACGUCUUCCAGCUGGUCAGUGUAGGGAAGGUGAGGUUGGACACAGCUCUGGAGCUAUCGCUGUACCUGUCCAAAGAGACGGAGAUCAUGGCCGUGACUCAGGGCUUUGGAGAACUUGUACCUCUGUACAAACUGAUGGAGAAGAGAGACAUGGCCGCUCUGGAGAACCAGAUGAAGGACUACAUUGUGGAUCUGUUCCGGGGGCUGAUUGAUCGGCAGGAGUGGACUGACUCUGGGUCAGUGUCUGAGCGAGUACUCAGGAGUUACCUGCUGCUGUUCGCCUGCGUCAGGAACCACGCUCCCUGUGUGACCAAAGCCACCCAGCUCUUCAACAAGUGGAAGGACUCUGAUGGCAACAUUAGCCUCCCUGUCGACGUCACAAUGGCUGUGUUUGUGAUCGGAGCUCGAACACCAGAGGGGUGGGACUUCAUGUUUGAGAAGUACCGGCAUUCGAUGCAAAUGUCCGUCAAGAGCCGCUUAAAAAUCGCCAUGACAGUCAGCCCACUGCGGGACAAGCUCAAGUGGAUGAUGGAGCAGAGCCUCCAGGGUGAGGUGAUGAAGACCCAGGACCUCCCUGACGUGGUCGUCUCCAUCAGCAGAAACCCCUGUUGCUACAAACUGGCCUGGGACUUCCUCCGAGCCAACUGGCACACCAUGAUCAAGAAGUUUGACCUUGGCUCUAACACUGUAUCAUUCAUGGUGACUGGGGUGACCAGACAGUAUUCUACCAGGGAGAUGCUAGAUGAGGUACGAAGCUUCUUCGGCUCGCUGACCGAGGAGAUGGGCUCCGAGAUGAGGUGUAUCCAGCAGACCUACGAGACCAUUGAGGAUAACAUCCGCUGGAUGGACACCAACCUUCCUCUGUUGCAGGCCUGGCUGGACAAACGCAGCCACAAAGUGCCUCAUGACGAUUUAUAGCAGAAACUACUAGAAGCGUGGACUCAAGUCACAAAUUGGAUGACUUUGUAUUUGACGACCACAAUCAAAAAGCCUCGCAACUCAACUUUGUCUUGAACAACAAUAACUCCUGACUUAACUUGGACGGUAGAUUUUAUCCCCAAAGACUGAAAAACAUCACAACAAGAAUUACCAUGCUUUAGAAUAGACCUUGUGCCAUCUAAGCUUGCCUUAUUUGAUACCCCAAAACUGACUGACCUUAGUACCAUUUUUCAAGGAACCGUCUGGGUUCCCUCAUUCUUGCGAUUCCAAGAACCCAGGACGUUUUUAUCCAGAAAUUACUCUUGGAGUGCUGUUUCCUGCUGAAAGUGCUCUGCAGUAGACACAACACCUGAAUAUUUCUGCUCAGAGUUAGUGUGUGUUUGUGCAAGUGUGUGUGUGUGUGUGUGUGUGUGUGUGUGUGUGUGUCUGUGUUUUGGGGGUGAAGUGGGGGUGUUGAUAUUUAUUCGUACCGCAUUACGACUGCAGAAAACAACAUAAAUAUUUUACAGUUUUGUGCAAACAGUAAAUUCUGCACAAAAGAAAUGUACUGCACUCACUCAGAAAUCUGAUUUUUCUCAGAUAUUCAGGUACCAGACCACUCCUUCUCAUGAAAAAACAAAAAACCCAAAAACAAAACUGAACAUGCCCUCUAGAGAAAGUAGCCCAAAAGAGGCUUACUGCCCACCAGCCUUCAGUAAAACUGCUGCAAAAAUGUGGGAAUAUCCACAAAAGCUAUACCUGAAUCAAUUCUGAAAAGAAAUCGAGAGCUUUUGAACCAUAAUUGAGAUAAACAUGUUUAAAACUCAGGAUCACACUACUGUACGGUCAGAUCAGAUACAGUUUUUGCACUGUUUGAAGUUCCAACACCACUGGUCUUCCUUGGUAACAUUUAUAAAAAUUCACAUAUAGCUGACAAAAGAAAAUGCAAUACAAGGAACAUGUCAUCACAAUAAAGCCUGUGAUUUAUUCAACACAGAAGUGGAUUUCUUAUUUUUACACUAUUGUAAAAUCUCUCUUUUGUACGGCAGGAUUCAUAGCAAUUCUUUUAUUUUCCAAGGACUAUAUGUGUUGGUUGAAUUAAAUAAUGGACCAGUAAAGUUAAAAAAUUCCCUGAAUUUCCAUUGGGAUUUCGAUUAUUGUAUUGUAUUCUGUUAUUCCCUAACGGUAAUUUAUUAAACCUUGCAAGUUCAGCCCUGGGAGUUAUAUGGA
This is a messenger RNA of Xiphias gladius (swordfish), 4098 nucleotides long. It is a transcript of the gene erap1b, whose product is annotated as endoplasmic reticulum aminopeptidase 1b. Gene Ontology annotation, molecular function: peptide binding; metalloaminopeptidase activity; zinc ion binding. Gene Ontology annotation, biological process: peptide catabolic process; proteolysis. Bases 1 to 2868 code for a protein of 955 amino acids. The transcript has 18 exons. Gene Ontology annotation, cellular component: cytoplasm. NCBI's taxonomy places the organism in Eukaryota, Metazoa, Chordata, Actinopteri, Istiophoriformes, Xiphiidae. The record is from RefSeq and is a predicted model, not a curated record.